Cryptococcus deneoformans JEC21 is the source of this 753-nucleotide messenger RNA. RefSeq lists its product as hypothetical. Gene Ontology annotation, biological process: protein targeting to ER. The record is from RefSeq and is a predicted model, not a curated record. The transcript has 2 exons. The coding region runs from base 47 to 709 and encodes 220 amino acids. Lineage: Eukaryota; Fungi; Basidiomycota; Tremellomycetes; Tremellales; Cryptococcaceae. Gene Ontology annotation, cellular component: membrane; signal peptidase complex.
UCCUCUUUCCACCGCAUCUUUCCACCGCUCUAUACAUCGUGUCCUCAUGGCGAAAAACAACAAGGCGGCGACGAAAGCAACACACCCGCCACCACCGCCGGGCGACUCGCUCACGACGGACCCGCUGCCCACCGUCACCGUCAACAACGCCAACGUCGCCGAGAUCAAGUCCGCGCUGGACGACAUUGUCAGGAAAUACCUCCUCGACCAGUCCUUCACGCCGUCGCUCCUGCACCCGACCGUCCACCUCGCCCUCGGCUAUGCGUCCGUGGUGCUCGCGCUCUCGUCUGUGGCGUACUCGCUGCGUGUGAGCUUUGACGACAGCAAGCCGGUGCUGUGGGCCGCGGUGGUCGGGUACUGCGUGCUGCAGACCGCACUGUGGGCGUGGAAGCGGUGGGUGGAGAAGGACGAGGUGUUCAGAGGCAAGCGGCGCCGGAUGGUGAAGCGUAUCGAGACGGACCACCUCCAGGUCGUCACCAGCAGCCCGCUCGCUGCCCCCGGGCCCAGCUACGCCGUCCACCUCGCGCUCUCCACCACGUCCAACAACGGCAAGUCGCUCAUCCACAAGUCCCGCGUCGUCGUCUCCAGAGGUGUCGGCGAGUUUGUAGACGACGACGGCGGCGUCGAGGAGGGCGAGGUGAAGCGGUGGCUCGCGGGUGUGCUGGCGGACGCUGGGCUUGUGGGCGUCGACGACGGGCUCAAGGAGUAGAGGGAUAUGCAUGUAUAUAGUAACGCAUUCUGCACUAUGCAACU